Messenger RNA from Symbiodinium pilosum, 621 nucleotides. NCBI's taxonomy places the organism in Eukaryota, Dinophyceae, Suessiales, Symbiodiniaceae. The record is from the annotation of a GenBank genome assembly.
AUGGGUGGCGAGCUGCUCCUGGCUGGGAACAACAUCAGAAAUCAGCACGCGUGGAGGUCAGUAUUGACCGACUUCUGGCAGAAAUAUAAGGCAGUGGAUGCAACUCAUCCAGUCUACCAAAGUAUGGACUCGGACUACAGCAAUGUGAUCCCGUAUAUGAUACAUGGCGACGAGGGCCGAGGGCGGGGCAAGCUUCCGUUGUUGAGCAUUGCCUUUCAAGGACUGAUGCAUUCUUUCUGCAGUCGGCUGCUCUUUACAGUCUUCCCUUCACAGUGCUACGCGAAGAAAGACAAGAGCAUCUUCGGCUUAUUGGAAGCUUUGACAGCUGAUUGCAAGGAGCUCUUUGAGAACGGCCUCCAGGAAUCCAAAGCUUUAAAACUUAGAUUUACAAAUCUCGUAAACAUGACAGUUUUUGAACAUGAUAAAACCCCCAUACAGGUGCAGUAUGAUGACAGGGACUACAAGCUGCGCUUUGCAUACUUGGGCGGCAAGGGAGAUUGGGUUUGGUUGCGCAAGGCUUUUGCUCUAGCUCCUGGAUGGAGCUCCAAGAGGAUAUGCCACCUUUGCGACCAAGAGGAUUUGUUUGUUAAAGCUCAUGGGGUCGGUUUGUCGAUUGUGUAA